GAAGUUUUGGGAUUAAAGAAAGCCGUCCGAGGAAAUGCCGCUUAAUCAGUGCUUCAAAUUUAUAUUAACUAUCCCAGAGUUCGAUCCUUUAGCGCCGUCGCAAACAGUAUAUAAGCGCGUGAAGGGCGCCUUUUAAUUCCAUUUCGUGCAGCACUUACAUUCAAUUCACUAUCGUCAUCUAUUGCGCGUCCUCAGCUCCUCCAGGUAAGCAGUGGCUUGUGCAAUCCCCCUGUGACCUUUCUGGCUAUUCGCUCUUUCUGGACACGCCCUUGAUGAUUUUCUGAAUUCAGUGGAACGCAGAAUCCAAGGUCAGAGAGCUCUUAUUUGAUCUUGAAACAGUUGUUGUCUGAAUCCUCUGGAUUUCGAUUAUGUUGCCGUCGAAUUUUCAAGUUUUUAACACACUCGUGCCCACAUACUCAUCUAUGUACUCCGUUAAGGGGCAAAGGAAUAGCCAAAGGAUCAGCAGUGUCAAUUGUUGCUGGUGAAGAACAGUUCCAAUAUUUUCUAGGAGAAGGCUUCAGAUUUUUUUUUUUUUUGGGUGCAAAAAUUAACUUUUAGGGAUGGUUUUAUAUGAAAAUUCAGAUAUCAUUCAGUGGGGUCUUCGCCUUCUUGAUGGCGACCCUAGUUACAGUCCAGAAUACUACGGUGACAUAAUUCAACAUGAUACCAGUAACAUAUAUGAUGGAAACUACUACCAUGGCCAUUAUGAUGCUGAGAGUGAUCAUAUAGAGAAUGAUGAGAUGAUUGCACGGACUCUUCAGGAAGAAUUUUCACAGCUAGAUAUUGCUGAAAGUUCCAGAUAUUCACAGGCAAGUGAGGAGCAUUACCAUACUCCAGAGCUGGCAUAUGGAUGGCAUAACUCUUCAAUGAUGAACCAUCACUCAGAAGACCAUGAUUAUGUCCAGGAAGGAAAUGAUGAUGCAGAACAUUCUAGUUCAUGUUCUAGUCCUUGUGAAGGGGGAGAACACUCAUUAGAGCUGACUGAUCCAUUUACUGACGAAGUGGGAAGGAGAUUGAGUCAAAUGACUCCAAUUCCUCAUGUUCCAAGAAUUAAUGGAGAUAUUCCUUCAAUUGAUGAAGCAACUUCAGAUCAUCAAAGGCUUCUGGAUAGAUUGCAGUUAUAUGACUUUGAAGAGCGCAAGGUACCAGGUGAUGGUAAUUGUCAGUUUCAUGCAUUAUCUGAUCAAUUGUAUGGCACACAUGAGCACCACGAAUUUGUGAGACGACUAGCAGUAGACCAGCUUAAGUCUCAUCGGGAGAUUUAUGAGGGAUAUGUUCCCAUGGAAUAUGGCGACUAUUUGGUGAAGAUGUCCAAGAGUGGUGAAUGGGGUGAUCAUGUCACUCUACAAGCAGUUGCAGAUACGUACGCUGUGAAAAUAUUCCUGAUCACUUCAUUCAAGGAUACCUGUUGCAUAGAGAUAGUUCCUCAUUUUGAGAAGCCGAAAAGAGUUAUUUUCCUGAGCUUUUGGGCAGAGGUGCAUUACAAUUCCAUCUAUCCUCAAGGAGAUUCAGGUAUGCCUUCAAGCGAGUCAAGGAGGAAGAAAAGGUGGUGGAACUUUGGGAACAAGCAUUAGACUGAGUCUCUGACCCUGCCAAGAAAGCGCGCCUGAAUUUGUGCAUGUUUCCUUGGGUCAGAACUGACGGACUACUCUCAAAUCUCGACCGCCCAAUUUAUUAGUUUAUUACUUUGCACAUUUCAAUAGAUUUUUCUUUCUGUAACCAUAAAUCUGGUCAUGCUUAAAUAGUCACAUCCAAAGUGAAUUUCGGGUGCUAUACAGUAGGCCAGUUAUAUAUA
Messenger RNA from Prosopis cineraria, 1795 nucleotides. Its product is annotated as OVARIAN TUMOR DOMAIN-containing deubiquitinating enzyme 10. Gene Ontology annotation, molecular function: cysteine-type deubiquitinase activity. Gene Ontology annotation, biological process: protein deubiquitination. The record is from RefSeq and is a predicted model, not a curated record. The transcript is spliced from 12 exons. NCBI's taxonomy places the organism in Eukaryota, Viridiplantae, Streptophyta, Magnoliopsida, Fabales, Fabaceae. Bases 561 to 1574 code for a protein of 337 amino acids.